This is a messenger RNA of Venustampulla echinocandica, 1626 nucleotides long. RefSeq lists its product as uncharacterized. The transcript has 2 exons. Lineage: Eukaryota; Fungi; Ascomycota; Leotiomycetes; Helotiales; Pleuroascaceae. The coding region runs from base 1 to 1626 and encodes 541 amino acids. The record is from RefSeq and is a predicted model, not a curated record. Gene Ontology annotation, biological process: carotene catabolic process. Gene Ontology annotation, molecular function: carotenoid dioxygenase activity.
AUGGCUCACCUCUUCACUUUUGCUCCUGUGGAGCCUCCAAACUAUACUGAAGGUGUCAAAUCCAAUAACCAAAUUAAAUAUCCCGACACUCCCUUCUUCCAGGGGAUGAACAAGCCCGCGAGGUUCGAAGCGGACAUUUUUGAUCUCGAGGUCUCUGGGACCAUUCCGGAAGAUAUAAAUGGCACUUUUUACCGCAUACAACCAGACCACCGCUUCCCGCCGAUUUUUGAAGAAGACAUACACUUCAAUGGCGACGGAAUUGUAUCUGCCCUUCGCUUUGAAAAGGGCCAUGUGGAUUUCCGACAGCGUUACGUACACACCGAGAGAUUUAAGCAUGAGACGGCUGCAAGGAAGGCGUUGUUUGGUCGGUACCGAAAUAUCUAUACUGACAAUGAAGCCGUUAAAGGAGUCAUCAGAACGGCAUCGAACACCAAUGUUGUGUUUUGGAGAGGCAUGCUGCUCGCAAUGAAAGAGGACGGGCCACCCUAUGCAAUGGACCCAGUGACGUUAGAAACUAUUGGUCGUUACGAUUUUGAUGGGCAGGUAAACUCACCUACUUUCACUGCACACCCAAAAUUUGAUCCUGUAACCGGUGAGAUGGUUUGUUUUGGGUAUGAAGCCGGCGGAAAUGGUUGCGAUGCUUCGUGUGACAUUGUGGUGUAUACUAUCGAUGCCAAUGGCAAGAAGUCGAACGAGUCGUGGUAUAAAGCCCCAUUCUGUGGAGUCAUCCAUGACUGUGGGAUUAGUGAAAAUUACCUUGUGCUUCCAAUGACGCCUUUGAAGUGCUCACUUGACCGUCUGAAGAAGGGAGGGAACCAUUGGGCUUGGGACCCUAACGAAGACCAGUUAUAUGGAAUAGUACCGAGGAAAGGGGGCAAACCCGAGGAUAUUGUGUGGUUGAGAGCAGACAACGGUUUCCAUGGCCACGUGGCUGGCUGUUACGAAAAUGAAGACGGCCAUAUUGUCUUUGAUAUUGGCGUUGCAACCGACAAUGUUUUCUUCUUCUUCCCACCCGAAGGAACACCUCCCGAGACUCUUCAGAAGAGAAACAAAUUGACAUCUGACACCUAUCGUUGGAUAUUUGAUCCCAAGUCAAAAACCAACACCCGGGUCAAGCCUGCCGAGGUUUUUGGAAUCAAUGGAGAGUUUUCUCGCAUUGAUGACCGUCUGGUCACUAAGCAUUACAACCACUUCUGGCAAGUACAAAUUGAGCCCAACCGUCCUUAUGACUUCGAGAAGUGCGGGUCGCCAGCUGGAGGAUUCUUCAACGUUCUCGGGCAUUUCACCUGGGACGGAAAGACAAAAGAUGUCUACUGGGCUGGCCCGACAACAACGUUCCAGGAACCCGUGUUUGUACCGAAGAAAACAGAUAUUGAGGGCGAUGGUUAUCUUAUUGCGCUCCUGAACCAUCUGGACGUCGUACGCAACGACAUUCUCAUAUUCGAUGCCUUGCAUCUGGCCAAAGGGCCCAUCGCGGCCAUCCACCUCCCGUUCAAAUUGCGCCUCGGCUUACACGGAAACUUCGUAGAUCAAAGAGAUAUCGAGAACUGGGAGGAAUUGAGAAAAGCUGGUGGGGAAUUAGGACCAGUGAAGCCAGCAGAAAAACCUUUGCCUUGGCAGACAUAG